Molecule: messenger RNA, 3142 nt
Organism: Drosophila rhopaloa
Lineage: Eukaryota; Metazoa; Arthropoda; Insecta; Diptera; Drosophilidae
Gene: Rnb
Exons: 8
Coding region: 82-2994 (970 amino acids)
Biological process (GO): anatomical structure morphogenesis
Cellular component (GO): cytosol
Molecular function (GO): protein binding
Source: RefSeq, a predicted model, not a curated record
CCACACUAUCAGAAAGGUUUGAAACGCAUAGUUAAAGUUGUUGAAUUGAUCCAUUUUGUUUAAAAAUUAAGAAAAUUGCCAAUGUUCUGGACACCAGAGCAUGUGGAGAGCAUGCUGGAUGUGCUCAAGACCUCCACGGAUCGCACGGUCAUUUACAAAUGCCUGGUUAAGCUGCGCACCGAUCUGGUGAAGGACAAGAAUGGCAUUGUUUUAUUUCGCACUGCUGGGGGCGUUCACAUCAUGGUUCGAUUGAUCACAAAGCUGAAUGAAAAGAUAAUGGAAGUGGUCUUAAGCAUACUGGGAAACUGCUGCACCGAUGAACAGGCCUGCAUUGAGGCCGUUGAAUGCAAAGUGAUUCCCCCGCUGGUGACCAUUCUGAAGACCAUACCCAAUCCUGUGAUUCAAUGCCGCGCCUGCCGAAUGCUGGGAAAUCUGGCCAAAAGCAAGAAGGCAUCUCAGUAUCUCAACGUUCACUACGCGGCCAUUGCCCCGGCCAUCUGCCACAUAAUCGAGUCCACCAGCGCGGUGCAGACCCGGAUCAUGGCCUUCCGCGUCUGCCGUUUCCUCCUGUCCAGCAGCCAGUUUCUUAAGCACUUCCUGGUGUCCAAUGGAUUCCUGCAGCUGAUGCGCAUUUUCCUGGCCGUGAUGAAGAACAAUGAGGCUCCUAAGGAACCCGUUCCGGAUAUUGAGGUAUCUACCCUUAUUGGACUAAAGCGGAACCAGCACCGCGAGAAGUACUUCGAGGAGGUGGCACGAAAUUUAGAGGGAGUGCGGAGUGACAUCUUCGACUACCAGAUGCUAAAAAACUCCACGCGGAACUGUGACUAUGCUCUGCCAACGGAAAACGAGACGGCUGUGGAGCUGGCUCUUGAGAUUUUAAAGUGCCUGGUGCUGAUCUCAGCUCAGCAGAUUGGCAUGAAAGCUUGGGAGUCUAUUUCCCGGAAUACCUCGUUGGCCUCGAUUGUGUGCUUCGUGAAGGAGGACGGCGAUCAACGGGCUUCAGCUUUGAAAAUCCUUUCGAACUUCUGCAAGGAUCCCUGCGCUUUCUACAUGCUGAGCACGGCGGAUGCCAUUGUGGCUGCCUGCGAGAUGCUCAUGGCGGUCAACAUGGCGAAACCUCUUAACGAAAGCGAAAGCCGGCAUUGCAUUAAUAUAAUACUGACCCUAUCGACGGAUGCCUGCAGUCGCUCGAAGAUCCGAAGAUGUGGAGCUCUGCGUAAAUUGGUAGCCAUGAUUAGGGACUCCAACUCACAGAGCGAGCGAUCAUCGCUUUUUCACAUUCUCAACAAUUUCCAAUAUGACAACUUAAGCAUGGAACUGUUGCUAUAUGAGGGCUUGGUGCCCAUGCUGGUGAGGGAAUUAAAUGAUUACCUGACCAGCGAUGAUGAGCAUCACAAACGUCGUCGAGAAGAAAGAUUACAAGGUGGCAAGAAAAGAAAACUGACGGAUCCCACAACCCCAGAGACGCUAAGCAAGUUCUCAAAGACUCACGAGAACUCGGACUUUGACUCGCCGAGCAGUUCGCCCAGGUCUUAUCGCACCACCAGUCCCUGCAGUUCUCGGAGCAUGUCUCCGGUGUGUAAAGAUCUGCUGACAAAUGAUGACGACGACAACUAUUCACCGGCGUGUAGUGAUGAUGACGAUGAUGAAGACGACACCAACGGGGAUACGAGGGAACGCCGCAUAGCCGCCAAUCGAGCUCAGGCAUCGAGUGUUUUGGAUAUAUUGAAGCUAAUCGAUGAAGGUAGCGAGCCCAUAGAUGACCCGCUCUCUGACAAAGAGGAUCUCGAGGAACUCAGCUCGGAUGUACCACCCAAACUAGCCCAGUUCCGAAAUCAAGCAGGCGACACCAUCGACAUUAUAGAGAAUCUAAUUUAUCGCAUUACGCUGAUGGUUAACAAACGAGUGGAGCUGGGAAAGCCCGAGACACUGGAUACUCUGAUAAGAGCUAUAAACUUAUUUGGGGCCAAUAAUAAUUUCUCCAAUGCCCUGACCAAUAUUCUACUGGAAAGCCAGUUCUUUGCCCAGAUCAUCAAGCAUGGAGUAGUCCAUCAGCUUUAUCAACUCACCAAGGUGGAAGAGAUGCGCAAAGAUGGAUUCGCCUUUUUGGAAACGCUUACCAAUGUCGGAGAAUCAAAUUAUGGCAAGGAGGAGCUAGUGCGACUCCUGCGCUGCGAUGAUGUGAACGCCCAGCACAGAGCAGCCAUUUCGGUGGCCUACAUCGUCAAGAGCCAUCGAUUACUCUAUCAAUUCCUGUAUGAUGGCAACGCACUUAACAUGCUUUUUGAUCUAAUGCUGCGAAAGAAAAGCGAUGAUUACUAUGCGGAUGAGGCGGUGGAUGCGGUGACAUCAAUGGCCCGAUAUACACUGGGUAUUGUUUUACCAGAAGCAGAGCCAGCGGAAAGUACGGCUGAUAUUUGUACUCAGAAGCCAUGUCAAUCUGCUCCACUACACGAAAACUGUGACAUGAAAUUUCUGGUUAGUGGCGGGGAAGAUUCCACCCUGACCAUUGGCUUUAAUAAGGAGCUGCUCUGCGAGACCAGCGAGGUAUUCAACAAAAUGCUUAAUAGUGAUUUUCGAGAAGGUCACCAUGGCGAGAUUCAGCUGCAGGAUUAUACGGCCAGUGGAUUGCGCUAUUUUCUGCAUUUAAUUGUGUGCCAGGAGCGGCACCUAACGGAAUCGGAUUACCCUGCCCUGUUGCAGGCCUACGAGAUGUCGCGGGUGUACAUUAUACCCGAGAUGGAGGCCGUACUGCAGCAAAGACUCAUCCAGUUCUUGGACUCUCACAACUGCCUGCGAUUGCUGGAGUGGGCGUUGAAGAACUACCAUGCCGAGCUGACGGGAACCGCCAUCAGUUACUAUCUCUGCUCCUCGCUGCCGGCACAGGAAAAGCUUCAGCUGUUCCGGACGGCAGAGGACUCCACCUAUGCUAGCGAGUGGUUUCAAUUGCUCAACGAUGCGGUAUUCGAGCGGUGCCGCAGCACUGGCUACUAGACACCACCACCCAGUUAUGUUCUGUGAUCGUCUUUGCCGUUUUCCAUUCCCUGGAUUCAGCUCGAUUUAUUUGCCACAGCCCUUAGCCAAGUAUUCCAAUGUGCUACAAUUGUAAAUUUAAUAUGUAUAGACUACGAAUUAACCUAAA